Molecule: messenger RNA, 1701 nt
Organism: Fusarium pseudograminearum CS3096
Lineage: Eukaryota; Fungi; Ascomycota; Sordariomycetes; Hypocreales; Nectriaceae
Exons: 2
Coding region: 1-1701 (566 amino acids)
Source: RefSeq, a predicted model, not a curated record
AUGUCGUCUUUUCAAUAUUCAGCUCUUGACCCUGAGCAACUUCGGUUCUUGGCGUUACAUCCUGGAGCUCCUCAAGAUCCCCUCGCUGGUACUCUAUUUCUCGAUGAUCUCGACCAAGACUGGGAACUGCCUUACUAUCAGGCAUUAUCCUACUGCUGGGGAGAUCAGUUAUCGCCAGACAGUAUCAUUCUGAAAGAGCGGAUUUGGUCUGAUGAGGGAGGCAAUCUCGACAUUCGACGAAAUCUAGCGUCAGCUCUCCGACAACUUCGCCAUCCAAAGGAAGAACGCAUCAUUUGGUGCGAUGCCAUCUGUAUCAAUCAACAAGACCUCGCCGAGCGUUCUUCACAAGUAAGACGCAUGAGCAAAAUUUAUAGACUUGCUAAUAGGGUCAUAAUAUGGCUUGGUCCCGAAACCUCUUGGAGUACUGUCGCCAUGGAUACUCUACGCUGGGCGGAUAAACAAACUAGCUCUGACCGCUCCCUUCCGCUGAGCAGAGAACAAUGGACAGCGAUAGAGCACCUGCUCGACUUGGACUGGCAUAAACGCCUAUGGACUUACCAAGAAGUAGGUCUGGCAGACCAGGAGACUUGUACUGUCAGGCUCGGCUCUGAGGAAAUGCUAUGGACCGUUUUUAAGGACCGUCUCCAGUUUGUGUCUACGUUCAAACAGGGAGAGCCUUCCUUAAGGUCUGAUCCUGCUACAUACAGCUUAAAUGUGGCUACAUUUACCCUAAAGGCCAUCGCAAACUCGAUGAGUAUCACUGCCGGAGAUUUGAUGUUACCAGCUUUUUCAGCUUCGCUUUUCGAAUGCUCCGAUGCCCGUGAUAGGGUAUUCGCCUGCCUCGGUUUCGUAAAACCCGAAGUAGUACAGACCAUCGAAGUUGAUUACACCAAGUCUGCCAAAGAGGUUUUCACUUCCGUGUGUCUUGAUAGCCUCGUCCGACAUCAGUCCCUCGAGUUUCUGGGUUACUGCAGAGCACCUACUAGCCCUAGCUGGGUACCUGAUUUGGAGAACACCUUCGGUACACCUUUAUUUGAUGUGACCUAUGGACGUGUUCGAGAUCAUUACAUGGAGAAAUUGGGUCCCCUGAACGGGAGUCUUCUGCCAUCCCUCGAAGAUUGGAGGAACAGGAUACGAGUACUGAUCGAUGGUGACUUGAACGGCGGUGAUGAUGGUACAGAGUGGCGAGAAAUGGAUAAAAGAUUGAUGCGUUUUGUACCGGGUGGAUCUGCAUCUCGGUGCGUGAAGACUCAGAAAGGAACUUUCAUAAGGGUGACACAAGGGAGUCGCGAAGGUGACUUGGUGGCAGUCAUCCUUGGUCUACAACAACCACUGGUUCUGCGACCUGGGACCAAACCAAACAGCUACUCUGUUAUAGGCACGUGCUACCACCCGGGACUUGCCAACGGGUCAGCACUACUGGGCAACGACUUAAGUGGCUGGGAGAGGCUAUGGGAUCGGAAAUGCUUCGAGGCUGCUUUCUACAAGGAGGGGUUUCCUGUGCGUUAUACUGACCCACGUCUUGAUGGCAUCCCUCUUGAGGAUGGUUUUCACGAACGAAGUAGGGUAAUCCGAGGUUGUAACACUCCAGUCUGGGUGCAUGAAGACAACGAAGGCGAAUUUCAGGCCAAUGAUCCUCGUAUGUCGGAAGAAGCAUUGAUGAAGAGGGGUGUGCCAGUGAAGAGGCUGAAGUUGAUUUGA